AAAAAACGACCAAAAGGGGGAGCUAGAGGGCAGGGCCGUGUACCUGAUCACCUGAUCUGUUCAGGUGGAUUAAAGUAACACUUUCUAUAUUGGAGGAGCAAAUUCCUGUAAUAGAAUUUGAAAACAUUUUGUUUUGAGUUACCAGAGUUUAAGGAGGACCUGGUUCAGCAUGUCUGCAUCGACGGAGAGAGAAGGGCCCAGCCUGACGCGGACUGUGGUGCGGAGGCCCUUCCGCCGUCACGGACUCCACAGCUCCUUCCAGCCGAACAGCAGGCUCGGUUCGUCCAGCAGGCGCAGCUUCAGCCUGGAAGGAGGCAGCAAAGUUCUGCAAAAGAGCAUCAUUCAGAGCCCAAAAGCAGCUGUUCGGGUUUUGGACGAGGAGUGCAACGAUGUCACCCCACUGCCACUGUGUCAGGCAAACCCUGGGGCGGCACAGGCCACGGCCAGCAUCCUCUUCAAGGACGGGAUUUCUGCCGACUCAGCAUCAGACCAAACUACGGCCACUGAGAGCUUUAGCGUGCCUCUCUCCAGGUCAUUUCUGGAUAGCAGCAGAAUAUCCAGCCAAUCUUCACUUUGGUUCAUGAAUGAAGAGAUGGAAGAGACUUCUUCCAAAUGGAACGUUUCCAACAGCUUCCCAGACGACAGAAGCAAAACAGAGGCCCUGAGAGAAGAAGUGGAGCUUACUCUCAAAGAGACUAAAGACCUCUUUCUGACCGAGACGGACAACAUUUCUCUGCUUGACAUUCCUUCAACUUUCCUCUUGCUGGAUGCUGAUCAUCCAGAAGCUUCAAAGAAAACUAGACGCAAAGACCAGUAUGUGGACAGAUCCUCACAGACAUUCCAUGGAGCUCCCAAAAACAAACACGUUCAGAGUGAUGGUCUGCUCCUGGUGGACGCAGGCGUAGCUGUUUCCACCUCCAUCAUGUAUGAUGACGCUGAGCUGGAGGAGAGGCCGGAUAAACCUGAAGCCGUGAACUAUGCAGGAGCUUCAGUGGACUCUGAUGACAGAGGCUCCCUGGUUUCACCAGUGAGAAGUGCAGAGAGGAGCACGUCAGCCGGCAGCAUGGCCACUGCAGUCAGUGUGUCCAGCUCACUGAAAGACGCAGAAGUAUCUGAAAACACUCCCAAAUCAGACGUGGAGCUCAUCGGGCUUUCAAAGAAAUUCCUGCACAGUCUGCUGGUGGUGGAGAAGACCAUCCUGCAGAGCCUGCUGCAGCCUCAGCUGGCUGUUUACAGACAGCUGCCCUCACUGAAAGACUACAUUGUGGAGGUUGACAGAGAGGAGCAGAGAGAUGCAGAGAUCUCUGAAAACCCCGCCCUGGAGGGUCUGUGGGUUUUCAGCUGUGAGCUCACCAGAGGAUUCAGUGUCAGCAGCAUGGCCUGGAAUAAGAAGAACUUGGACCUCCUUGCUGUGGGCUAUGGGGAGUUUGACUCUACUGAUCAAAGACCAGGUCUGGUGUGCUGCUGGUCCCUCAAAAACCCCAUGUGGCCCGAGCGUGUUGUGCACUGUGACAGCGCCGUGACCUCUUUGGAUUUCUCAGCCGCUCGGCCCAGUCACCUGGCAGUGGGGACAUUCGACGGCAGCAUAGCCAUCUACGACAUCCAGAACCCAGACAGCACUUCACUUUUCCUCGACACCAGUAAAUGUCCCAGCAGACACCUGGGGCCGGUGUGGCAGCUCAGGUGGAACCAACAAGAGCUGGGAUUACCAGCAGAGGAGAGGUUGGAGGAUCUCAUCUCUGUGGGGGCAGAUGGAAGGAUCAUCAAGUGGUUUGUUUGCACUGGGAGCCUCGGACACACAGAGCUGAUGAAGCUCAAAAGGACGAGUUACAAAACGCCAGACGCAAAAAACACAGGAGGAGUUUCACAAAGUGUUUUAUCUUCACUGAUUCCUGCUUUGUGUUUGGACUUUCAUCCAACAGAGCCCGGUAUCUACCUGACCGGUACGUGGGAAGGUCUCAUCCACAAGUGUUCCUGUUCCAACAACCAGCAGUAUCUGGAUACAUACAGAAAACAUUAUUGUGCCGUGAACUAUGUCGCGUGGUGUCCUCUCAGCCGUGACGUAUUCCUAAGCUGCUCUGCUGACUGCACCAUCCAGCUGUGGACGCAGAACCAACACAACCCCAUGCUGAGCUUCAGCACCACCAGGAAGGUCGUGCACGACAUCAAGUGGUCCUCAAAGUGGGCAACAGUCUUUGCUGCAGUUUAUGAUGAGCAGCUUGAAAUCUGGGACCUUGAUUUAAGCUGUCUGAAUCCAGUCAUUGUGCAGCCGGCUCCUCCCGGUGUGAGACUGGCAUCCCUGCUUUUUGCUUCACACACAGACUGUGUUGUGGUAGGAGACAGUUGUGGGCAGGUGACGGUCUACCACCUGAGGAACCUGGGGGUUGGAGGAAGCAACCAGGUAUUACGCAGGAGCAGGUAAAUAUCCUGCACGACCUUCUUCACUCUGCAGCUUCUAGUACACUAAAGCCAUGAUUGCGUAUUCCCAGUCAUUGUCUUCAAAAGUAAACGACCAACUUACCAAAUUAAGUAAAGUUUUAAAAACUUGAUCUUUAAACAUUUAUUUGUAAGUUUAAGUCAUGUGUUGUGAGUUAUAGUGUGGGAAUGAUGAUUAGGAUAUACUGUCGCAUUUCCAUGAAACUUUUUUUGAUUUGUUUUUGCUGAUUUUUUAGAGUGUACGUUUACAACAUGCAUGUUGAGGAGAUAUGUUGAAAUCUCAAUAAAAGACUGGAAUAAAAUACUUUACAUGUCAGUAAAAAUCAA
Oryzias melastigma (Indian medaka) is the source of this 2763-nucleotide messenger RNA. RefSeq names its product WD repeat-containing protein 78. Gene Ontology annotation, biological process: cilium movement. The record is from RefSeq and is a predicted model, not a curated record. Bases 170 to 2422 code for a protein of 750 amino acids. The transcript has 18 exons. NCBI's taxonomy places the organism in Eukaryota, Metazoa, Chordata, Actinopteri, Beloniformes, Adrianichthyidae. Gene Ontology annotation, cellular component: axonemal dynein complex. Gene Ontology annotation, molecular function: dynein heavy chain binding; dynein light chain binding.